Molecule: messenger RNA, 2788 nt
Organism: Salmo salar (Atlantic salmon)
Lineage: Eukaryota; Metazoa; Chordata; Actinopteri; Salmoniformes; Salmonidae
Source: RefSeq, a predicted model, not a curated record
AUGGUUCUAACGGAACAGCCACAUCCUCACGGCCCCAAAACAAGAAGUACACACCCCUUAAAGACCAAAAACGGCCUUCAGCCCCCCCACAACAACCCCCAGGUCUUCCCUCCGGGACAGCAGCAGCGAAUGGGGAAGCGGCGCUACUCUCUGGGCGGCAGCUUCAAGCACCCGGGCUUCGGGAAGCGUCGUCGCCGCGCCAACAGUGACAGUCAAUCGGAUCCCGUCCUUCCCUCCAACUUCCUGUUGGGCGGGAACAUUUUCGACCCGCUGAACCUCAAUUCUCUAUUGGAUGAGGAGGUGAGCCGCGCGCUGAACGCCGAGACGCCCAAGUCCUCGCCCCUACCGGCCCGGGCCAGAGACCCCGUAGAGAUCCUGGUCCCGCGUGACAUCACAGACCCCCUGAACCUGAAGAGUGGGGGAGGAGAGGGGGAGGAAGGGGGAGGGGGAGGAGGAGGAGGAGGAGGAGGAGGAGGAGGAGGAGGGGCGCAGCCUGAACCCCCCACACAGCCUGAGGGGUCAAAGGUAGAAGCUCGGGGUGAUUCAGGGACAGGAGGUGAGGUGUUAGCUCUGUUCCCUGCUAGCGUUAGCGUCAGUGUUACCGGUGAGCUAGCUGCAGUACCGGAAGCUCCCAGAGAGGGCCUCUCCGAAAGCGUAGCGCCGCAGUCUCCUCUGCCUUACGAACUCAACACCACCAUUAACUGUCGGGAUGAGGUAGUUCCGCCCAUCCUGCCCCGGAGACACACCCACCCGCCACUCGGCUCCGCCUCUAAACCCCGUCCCCAUGGCGACGGAGCCCAUCGGCAGCGUAAACGGAGGCGUACCACCUCAACGAGGUCUGACCGUUCGUCGGUUACUCCGACCCCCGCCCUCACCGCUGCCCCACCCAACACCUUCCACACCCCCCUGGUGCCAGGGUCAGGCCUCAGAGGUCAAAGGUUAGGGUCAGUGGUGGUAGGUCAGCAGCAGGCCCAGAGCUCCUUCCGUCACAAACCCCAGAAGAAGAAAAACACGUUCCAGCACGGCAACUACAGCCGUUACUACGGCUACCACGGUUACUACGGUUACCGCGAUGGGCAGGUGGGGCGGUUCGAGGACCCUCGUCUGGGCCUGCUUCGACCCGAUUGGUUCAGAGGGAAAACGGUGCUGGACAUUGGCUGCAGCACCGGUCACCUGACCCUGGCCAUAGCACGCCAUUUUAACCCGGCCCACAUCCUGGGUAUUGAUGUGGACGGGCGGCUGGUGCACGCCGCUAGGCAGAACAUUCGCCACUUCCUGUCCGAACGACUCACACAGGACGCCAGGGGUAGGGAGGAGGGGAUGGGAGAGAGGGGAGAGAGUAAACAGAAAGCAGAGACAGCUGAGCAGAAUGAAGGAAGAACACAGAGAGGAACUAAGAUGGCGUCCGGUAUGGCUGAGAAGAAGAUGGAGGAGGAGGAGGGCCAGAACGAGAAGUGUAGCGCUCUAGAGGAACUGAAGAGAACCCUGUCGUUGCUGUCGCCCUCGAGUGGCCCCCGGGGUGUAGGUCGCCCUCUCCCUCCGUUCCCCCUCUCCUUCAGGGUGUGUCGGGGUCCCAUCGCUGCUCCCCCCCUCUUCCCCGCCUCCCCCCUGGCCCACGGAACACCUGGAACAUUCCCCAACAACGUCUCCUUCAUAACGGGUGAUUAUAUGGAGGACAGAGAACCAUGUCCUCAUGAUGGCGACGCCACCGCAGGAUAUGAUGUCAUCCUGUGUCUGGGCGUGACCAAGUGGGUCCAACUGCACGGUGGCGAUGGGGGCGUGGUCAGAAUGUUCAGACGGAUCUAUACACACCUACGACCAGGCGGUAUGCUCCUCCUGGAGUCACAACCCUGGAGCUCCUACUGCCGCAGCAAGAACAUCACGGAGACGGCGUACAGGAACUACUGCGAUAUCAGACUGAGACCUGACAACUUCUGUUGUUACCUCACCUCUACUGUGGGCUUCACCUGUUACAGACUGCUGACUGAUUCAGGAUUCCAGAGGCCAAUCUACCUGUUCCACAAAGGCCCCGCCCCAGGAAGUGACUGGGUCAAGAUGUGACACGUGAGUGCCCGAAUGCACCGCAGGAAGUGGCCCGCUGCCGAGAGCGCUGUGCGGCUCCGUGGAAACUACCGCCCAGCUGCUAUGAUUGGUGGACGCUCACCACUACCUGAACUCUGGUGGAACGUGAUUGGAUGAGAGGAGUUUCUAAUGACUCAUAACUGAUUGAUCAGUCAGUCAGCCAGACUGACCAAACUAUUAAUCAAUGAUUAGUUAGUCAAGUCCAGCAGAUUGACAGAACUUUUAACAGACUGAACUAGAAACUUCUAAACCACACAUAGUUCACGGCCAUGGAGGACCCUCCUAUCUCUCUCCCUUCCUGGUUGAGCCCUCUGCAGAGCCAGUUUCACCCUCUCUGAUUCAAUCCCACUGAAUGAACAGGGAGCCUGGAGGAGGAAGUAGAAACUAGAAACACAGAAGGAGCCAAGCGGGGCUUGAGUGUGUUUCUGCCAGUUCUUCCUCCAGUGUGUGUACGAGGAGGCAUGUUAUUAUAUAUAUGUGUGUGUGUGUGUGUUUCUGUGUGUAUGAGGGAGGUUGUAAUUGUGUGUGUGUGUGUGUGUGUGUGUGUGUGUGUAAUUAACAAGCUGAUGUUUCUUUAUUAAAGUGUUCUUCCUAGUGUGUGUUCUGAGAGGUGUGACUUCCUCCCUGCCUAAUGAGGUCAUUUCCUUCCAGACUCAUCCAUGUUUUAAACAGUAACCUGCUACAAUAAACUGUCUUCUUCUUCUGA